CUGGGAUGAGCCACUGGGAUGUGGUCUCUAUCAAUCACAACUGAUAGAGAAAACCAGUUGAUUCAUCCCGCACCUGAUUAGCAAAGCUUACCCCCCAUUUUGCCCCUCAUCUCCCAGUCCCAAUACUGCAUCCACAUCAUGAACUCCUGAGGGCAGCCCUCAGGUUAUUAGCCUGCCUGAAGUUCCCACAGCAAAGCCUCAGGGCAGGGGGCACAAAGACAGUACAAGAGUCCCAGCCUGGGCUAGAUGAUAAAGGAAAGAGAGAACCUAAAGAACAAGAAGAAGGAGGGAAGGGAGCAAGAGAGAGAGGGGGAGGAGGAAAUGAAGGAAAGAAGUAGCUUGAGAGAAGGGGAGGAAGUCUAGAAGCACAGUGCUGGGAAGCAAUGGACCGAGCCCCCCCCCCCGCCCCCGCCCGAGAGGGGCUGCAAGGCUUACUGUGGACACCAGCUGGCCAUGUGAAGGUCCCUCAAGCCCAUCCCCAAGGCUCGUGCUGCCCUUGGAAGAUCUGGCUGAUCUCAGCCACUGUCCCCUCUGCACUCCUGGGAGUUCAUUACCGUCAGCAGCUAGAAGGUUUGGUGGGGGUAGGGUACAGGGAAGGACUAGGGGAGUGGGGAGGGACAUUUUAUUUUCCUGUCUCCCUCCCCCCCCCCCAACCCCUCAGUGAGGCAGAAAACAACAGCAAGCAGAAACGGGCAGAGGCCAAGGCAGCAAGGAGAGCCCAAUGGCAGUGUCCCCUCUGCACUCCUGGGAAACAAAGGAGUUACCUAAUUGGCUUUAAGAGACCCUCUGAAUCAAACUGGGCAGUUGUCCCCGGUGCAAAUGAACGGGGCGUGGGAGUGUAGGCCCCACGCGCCACAGACACACAAUAACCCCAAGUUCAUUCCUCUGCAGCACAGUCUAAAGCCCCUUUGCCAAUUAACGUCUUUGUGUGUGUGAGUUCAGUGCUAUAUCCUGCAAAGCUCAACUCCACUUGCCCCUGUAGGAAACGUCCUCAUUCUCUUUCAAAACUGAGGUUCCUUCUCCGGUUCCUCCAGCACUGGACAACCUCAUGCCGAGCUCUUUACAAGUUCACACAAUCCUUUCUGGUGUAGAGAAACCCUGUGCCCUGGCAGGAAGUUUUCUGGGGCAUGGAGAGAGAGAAGGAUGGCAAAGGAGGAUUUUUCUUCUCACCAAUGAACAUGCCCUUGCUGGGGAGGACCAGGCCUCAUCUUCACCCCUGUCUCCCCCGCGCAAAUACAGACAGGCCAACCAAAAUUACAGAAGAACCCUCCAGCACAAAGGACUCAUUUGACCUAAGAUCACACUGAGGCCCAAGGUCACAGGGCGGAACAAAAGCAGUCAGUCUGCAGCCAGCCUCUGCCAGCAAGGUCAGGGUGGAGGCUCUCGGGGCUGGGGGCGAGGAGACAAGCCAGGGCGGUGUGGCCACUGGUCCCCCCAUCUCUAAACCGCCUCUUCGGCUCCGCGUUCUGGUUUUGGAACCAGAUCUUGACCUGCUGCGCCUCCAGGCCCGCUGUGCUGGGUUUGAGGCUGGCAUGGCUGCAGGAAGAAGUCGUUCUUCCAGCUCAGUCAGCUGCUUCUCCUGGGAGAAGCUGGGCGCAAGGGGACGGCUGAACCCCCACCUCCCUCCGGGAUACCACUGGGGUUCUGGGCAGCCGGGGUGGGAGGCCAGGGCCCAGGUAGCCCCAGGGGAAGCCAGUAGGGCGCCCGGGCGCCUGGGAGACCCUGGCUGGGCCACCGCGGCCUCUCUCCCUCCUCCUUCCCUCCCUGUGCACCUCCAAAUCAGGAUCCCCUUUCUGUUAGGCUGGUUUCCGGCUCUCCUUUUCUUUUUCUCUCUUUAUUUCUCAUUUCCCCCCCUUCUUUUGUUCUCUUUCUGCCCUACCUUCGCUGUUUUUUUCUCUAUAUUCUUCCCUUCCUUCACCUUCCUUCUUUUCUUCUCCCCUUUCCUCCCUUUCUCUUUCUGUCUUCUGUUGCUUUUACUUUUUUCUUUCUUGUUUCCUUCCCUUUUCUUUUACUUUCUAGCUCCCUCCUUUCACCCCUUUGCUUUCCCUUCCCUUCGUUUUCCCCCCUCACAAAACAGGCGAAUCCUGCACCUUUGUUCUGUCCCUUAUCAAAUUUUUUUCAUCUUCACUUCUCUCCCACUCAGCCUCCGGGAGGCCCUUCCUCUGUCCCCAGCGCUGGGGCUUUUUCAAAUCUUUUCUUCCCUCGCUGGUCUUUUAUCUUUGUGGUUCUCAAAUUUUCUAGUCCUUUGUGCUGUUUCCUCAACCUUCUUUCCUUUGUUUCUAAGUCCUCUCUCUGCAAUGGAAAUUUUGCCUAAAACUGCCCCCCCCCCCCCAGCUGGGGCUCUGUCCUGUGUCAGGCCAGCCAUCCUUCAUGCCGUUCUUUGUCGACUUCCCCCCAACUUGGGGGCCAAAUGCAAGGGCCCAGGAAUGGGACGGUUCCCCCUAGUUGAGAAGUCAGGGCCGAGUCCACAGCUCCCCACUACAGGCUUAGAGGAGCCUUGCCAAAUUGUUGUCUCUCCAUCAAUCCUAAUAAAAAAGAGAAAGAGGAAGAAAAGAAAGGGAAGAGUAAAAGAGAGAGAGCCCCGCAGAUUAUGGGAGGAGGUAGGGGGAGUGUUGGGGAGGUAGGGGCAAAACAAGACUGGAUUCAUCAAGAGGGGGACAAAGCCCAGAGCCAGACACCUCCUCUUGGUGCACCCAGCGCCUAGGCAGCUGCCCUAUCAGCUCUGGGAUUGGGGCAGCCCGAGACCUUCCACUCAAGUCCUCUGGGCUGGAGAAGUAGUAGGGCCACAGAACGGGAGGAAAGAAAAGGGCUUAGUUUGGGUAUCCAUCACCUUCAUGUCUGCCCCUGGAUAGUCCUUCUCAAGACCAGGUCCCUAGGCAGUGCGGGGCUGCGACCUUCCUAAACCUCUUAGCCAGGAGGGCCCAAUUCCGGGGGCUCGGGUAGGAGCAGGUGCCGGACAGCCAGCCGCUGCAUCACCAGCAGAAAAACCCCGGGCGCAGCGAAAACAAAGGCCUGGGCGAUUCUGCAGCUCCUAACAGAGCAGGGCCAAGCAGCCUCUGGAAGUUCGGGCUGGGCAGGGGCCAGGGACACCACGCGCUGGCGUGGGAAUUGUCCCUCCUGGGAUGCACAACCCCUCCUGGCCCCUUCCAAGAACUGGUUCAAAUUUGCCCUCAGCAGCCUGCCCGGUUUUUUAGGGCAGGACUAGGGCAGGACGCACAAACCUCCGGUGCAACGGAGACCAUCCGGUUUGGGCCGGGCGUCCCCUUCCAAGAACACAGGGCUCUGAGAGUUACCCCCCCCACCCCGCCCCGCCCUGCCAGUGCACCUGCAGCGGCCUCCGCCCUCACCUGCUUUCCCAGAUCACGCCGCAAGCCCCCGCCCUGGCUUGCCUACUCCCCCCACUCUCAACCCGGGGACCCCCAAGUUCAGUCGCGCCUUCCCAACCCACCCUCUGCAACUUGACUCCUUUUAGAAGAGCCAUCUCUUCCUCCCAGGACUUCUCUUGUGUGUAGAUGAGGGGCAAUCUCAGCUCCGGAACUGGGUAAGGGGCUCAUCUCUUUGCCCUCCCUUGAGCGCUGGAGAAAGUAGGAAGAUUGUGCUGGGGGUCGGGGGUGGAGGGGAGAAGCACUCCUCUGACUUCAUCUUAAGGAGAUGGGUCUCUGGAUCAAAAUGGGUUUACAAGGAAAAGAAGAAGAAAUGUGGGAGUUGUUCCCUCUCUCGUGUCAUUAUUAACUUAAAAUAAUGCCCGCGAAAGGUCCCGGGGCAGCAGGGGCGAGGUCUUCCCGAGCUGAGGCUCUAGACUGAUAACCCCGCCCCCCACCCCAGCAGAGUGGGAAACUAUUUUCGGCUAGUACUUCUCUCCCUUUCCGCCCGGAGACCCUGUGGGGGAUCUCUAAGCGUCUCUAAGAGUUUGCUGGGUGAGCAGGUUCGGGACACUGACAAUCCACCCUGACUGGGAGAUAAGCAAACAGAUCCUUCCUCCAGUAUGGGGAUCACCGCAGCCCUCCUUCCCACAUUAAGCGUCAAAACCCCAACUCUACUCUCUUCUCCACCUUCCUUCAAAAAACUUUCCUGAAGUUUCCGCCAAGUUGCGGUUGGGGAAAGAAGAAACCAGACUCUUUGGGUCUCCAGGCCCCCAAUUUCUCCCGUCCUCCCCAGUUUCACAAGUAAUCCUCCUACCUCUGCCAGCUGCCACCGGAGUCCCCAAACUCGGGGGAGGAAAGUCGCUCUGGACCCAUUUAUUUGACAGACGCCCUGCCCCAACCCAAAUUCCUCCAAGGGUGGGCAGAUUAGUAUCUGCCGGUAGGGGAAGCGGGAUGGAGUAAGGAGGAGAGAGAGAGAGAGAGAGAGGAGACACAGAUUGUCCUCAGGCGGAAACGCACGCACCCCUCCAGAGCCCGGCUCACCUGCCCCAGACGGACUCCUCUUGAUUUUUAAUCCGUUCAAAAGUUUGUCCUUCUCUCAAACAGUCCCAGGAGGGGCGCAAAUUUGGCAGUCGGGGUGCCCCUGAGGGCGCAGGCGCCUGAUCCGGAGCGAGCCCAGGGAAGCACCUUCCCCAAAGUGUGGGCUGAAGCAGUGAUCCGGGGAGGAUAUUCAAGUGCCCGGGACAAGGGGCCAGGCUGCUUGCCCUGGGACCGCCGCGGGCCGAGUGGGCGCUGUAGGAGGGAGUGGCCAGCGGGGCCGGCUUGGCCCGGGGAACUGGGAGGAGAGGACCCUGGGUCUCUGGCGACGUCUGUUAGCUUCCUCCAGUGUGUGCCCUCUCGGGUGUGUCCCAGCCAACAACAUUCUUUCAACCCCUUCUGGGCCGGCCACUCAGGGCCGGGACAAGGCGAAGAAGGAGAGUGAGGGGGCGAAGAGACCCCCCUCGUUAGCCCCUCCCUAAACCCCGCGCCACCGGUCCCCCCCUUUCCUGCCCAGAGCCAAGGGACAGACAGAGAAUUGCAACUAGAAAUUCGAUCGAUUGGGGCACCCGGAUCCCCUAUUCCUCUUUAUCCCCAACACGCAGACACUCGCAGGGUCCCGCGCUCACUUCUGUACGCCGGCCGCCGCUCCAGAGCAAGCAGACAGCCUUGCGGCUGGACACCCAUUUCGUGGCUGCACUUGCUGCCAGGUGUGGCCAGAGGGGAGCGGGAGCCAAGUAAUGUCAUCAGAGCCUUAAGACAUUGGGUAAGUUCUUCUUUCGCGAGCUGGACCCGAUGCACCUGGGACUGAGCUUUGACCAUGCACUUGAGGAGAAGUCCCUAAGAGAGAGCAAAGCAACCACAUGGAAGGAAGCCACGUCUCCGACUGACCAGGUGGAACCGAACUGCCUGCCGUUGAGAACUGCUCCACUGAGACUGUUACACGAAGAAUAAACUUGUUUUCUCUAA
Molecule: messenger RNA, 5369 nt
Organism: Acinonyx jubatus (cheetah)
Lineage: Eukaryota; Metazoa; Chordata; Mammalia; Carnivora; Felidae
Exons: 3
Coding region: 1533-2624 (363 amino acids)
Source: RefSeq, a predicted model, not a curated record